AUGGACGUGGAUUCCGAUAUCGCCGCCGAGUCGGUGGCCCGAGUGUACGCGGACGUGAACAACCUGAUGCCGCCAUCGUACUGGGACUACGACAAGCUGGCGCUCAAAUGGGGUCAGCAGGACAACUACGAAAUCAUCAAGAAAAUCGGCCGAGGCAAAUACUCGGAGGUGUUUGAGGGCAUCAACAUUGUGUCCAAAGAGCUGGUGGUGAUCAAGGCGCUCAAGCCCGUCAAGCGCAAGAAGAUCAAGCGAGAAGUCAAGAUUCUGCAAAAUCUCGCAGGAGGACCCAACAUCAUCUCGCUGCUGGAAACGGUGCGAGACCCGCAGAGCAAAAUGCCGGCCUUCAUCUUCGAACACGUGCAGAACCUCGACUUCCGGGCGCUGUACCCCAAAUUCACAGACUAUGACAUUCGCUACUACAUGUACGAGCUGCUAAAGGCCAUCGACUACAGCCACUCCAAGGGCAUCAUGCACCGGGACGUGAAGCCACACAAUGUCAUGAUUGACCACGAGAAGCGCAAGCUGCGCCUCAUUGACUGGGGCUUGGCCGAGUUCUACCACGCGGGCACCGAAUACAACGUCAGAGUGGCCUCGCGGUACUUCAAGGGACCCGAGCUGCUGGUCGACUUCCAGCUCUACGACUACUCCUUGGACCUGUGGUCCUACGGCGCCAUGUUUGCCUCCAUGAUUUUCAAAAAGGAGCCUUUCUUCCAUGGUACCUCCAACACGGACCAGCUGGUGAAAAUCGCACGGGUGCUGGGAACAGAAAAGCUCUGGGACUAUCUGGAAAAGUACAAUAUUGAGCUCGGAGCCGAGUACGACGACAUUGGAACCUACCCCGCCCGACCCUGGAGCAAGUUUGUCAACGUGGACAACGAGGCCUACAUUAGCCAAGAAGCGAUACAUUUACUGGAUAACCUGCUGAGAUACGACCAUCAGGAGAGACUGACUGCCAAGGAGGCCAUGGCGCACGAUUACUUCAAGCCCGUCAGAGUUAGAGAAGAGGGCGAGCAGGAAUAG
Yarrowia lipolytica CLIB122 is the source of this 1020-nucleotide messenger RNA. RefSeq lists its product as uncharacterized. Gene Ontology annotation, cellular component: protein kinase CK2 complex; nucleus; cytosol. NCBI's taxonomy places the organism in Eukaryota, Fungi, Ascomycota, Dipodascomycetes, Dipodascales. The record is from RefSeq and is a predicted model, not a curated record. Gene Ontology annotation, molecular function: ATP binding; protein serine/threonine kinase activity. Gene Ontology annotation, biological process: regulation of transcription by RNA polymerase I; peptidyl-serine phosphorylation; regulation of cell cycle.